AUGAGCAGAAAUAAAGUUAUAAAGUUCGUUCGGUUUGAUAACAGAAAUCAACAAAGCCAACCCUUAGAUAAACCGAUAAAUUUCGUCUUGAUUUCCGAAGUUUGGGGCAAAUUCAUCGAUAACAAGUCAAGCUGUUAUAAACCAGGUAUCUAUUUAUAGAUGAACAAUUUCGUUUCCAACGAAAGCAAGGUGUAGAUUUACACGGUACAUGCCCAAUAAAUCGAACAAAUUUGGUAUGAAAUUCUGGUUAGUUUCCGAUGUCAAAAGCAAAAUAUAUAGUAAACGGCUUGCAAUAUUAAAAUGUGAAAAAUACGUAUGUGGCAAAUGUACAAUCAAGAAUCCUCUAAUUUAUAAACAAUGUGGUGAAACGGAAUAAAAUAAACAUUACUUAUUUUUAAAUAUAAAAAAAUAUUUUGUUCACUAUCCAAUUGUUUAUAAUCUUCAUUCUGUAUUAAGAAAUAUGUUUUUUUUUCAAAGUGGUCAUAUGACCUCUUACCAGAGGAAUAUGCACGAAGGCUUGGUAGGUUUAGUGUUAAUAUCAAAUAA
Molecule: messenger RNA, 546 nt
Organism: Heterotrigona itama
Lineage: Eukaryota; Metazoa; Arthropoda; Insecta; Hymenoptera; Apidae
Source: the annotation of a GenBank genome assembly